Molecule: messenger RNA, 3943 nt
Organism: Lotus japonicus
Lineage: Eukaryota; Viridiplantae; Streptophyta; Magnoliopsida; Fabales; Fabaceae
Product: calmodulin binding protein PICBP-like
Exons: 3
Coding region: 276-3587 (1103 amino acids)
Molecular function (GO): calmodulin binding
Source: RefSeq, a predicted model, not a curated record
ACACUCAUCCAACUCAAGCACCUCCAGCUCCCGUUUCACAUUCUUUUAUCUUUUGACACGUUCAAUUCUGAACACAAAGCCAAAAGUUCCACAUGAAUUUUCUUCCCUCUAAUAAUAAUAAUAAUAUCUGGAUUCUCAUACAACUUAGAAGAAAACAUAGACAACUGUAGCAGUCUGCAAAGUUAUCACUCUGGACUCUCUACCUUGUAGUUUCCUUCAAGAAAAGAAAAACCAUUUCUCAAGCAUAAUCAUAAUACAAAAUCAGGUUCUGCAAAAUGACCAAUCAGAAGGUUGGAGCAGAGGAUUCUGUUUCCAUCCAGCAAGAAAACAGAGGAAAAUUGGAUUCCAAGAAGAAACUGAAGAAAGUGAGAUCAAUAAGGCUUCAAAGAUUGUCCAAAGGAGGGAAACCCCAACAUGAUAAUCUCUCAAUUCUCUCAUCUGUUACCACAGAAGGUUCAGAGGAGCAAACCCCAAUUGAAAUGGCAGAUGCAUCACCAAGUUACAUGAAGGGUACUACAAGCAGUUCUCAUGCAAAGGAUGGUUUUCAGAGUUCACAAAGAGUUCUUACUUUGAAACUAAAGAGGAGUUUGACUAGAAAGUCAUCAAGAUCAAUCAAGAUUGCAACUUCAAAAGCACCAAAAUCAACAAGAAAGCAAUCUGAAACCCUUAAUGGCAGUGAUGCUGGUGGUGACAGAUCCCAGAGAGUCAUUACCAGAAGGUUGAGCCUGAAGCCUGUAAGAUUCUUGACAAAAGUCCCCACUUUCAAAUCAAGGAAUUCUUCCAUGGAUAAAGGCCCUCAGAAGUCUAAAUCCCUAGAAGGAUCAAGGUUGAGUAAAGCCACCUGUUCUUCUGCUCUCAAGGAUUCCCAUUUCACUGAUCACAUUGAUCUCCCAGAAGAGGGAACUGUUUCUCAAGGUGCAUCAGCUAUGAAGGUUUGUACAUUUAGUUACUGCUCUCUUCAUGGUCAUCGCCACCACGAUGAUUCGCCUCCGGUGAAGCAAUUUGUGUCGACGAGAAGGCGAAUGUUGAAGGCACAAAAGUCCAUGAAAAUUGAUGGCAGAUCAAAGCAGUUUAGUAAUGCUAGGAAAUCCAAUCAGAAAACCAAAACUGUUCAGAGUGAAGAUGAAAAGAAUGACAAGAAUGUGAAUGCAUCCAAGAAAAUUGAUGAAAGUGCUACUAUGGAAUCAACAACAGAUGCAGUCAAGUUGUCUGCUACUGAUAUUGAGAUAUUGGAUGGCGGAGUAACUACAGAAGGCAAAAAUAUGGAGCCAGAUUUUGAAGUACUGCAGAUAAGUUCUGUAGAGGAAGAUCCUAUUAAAGUUCCUAGCACUACUGAUGUGGAGCCAGAUUGUGAAGUGCAGCAGAUAAGUUCUGUAGAGGAAGAUCCUACUAAAACUGCAAGCGCUACUGAUGCGGCCAAUGGAAUUCAGGAAAGAGAUCAGAAAUAUAUAAAAAUGUGGCGCAUGAUGUAUAAGCAUGCAGUACUAAGUAAUGCAGGGAAAUGUGAGAAUAAGGUGCCUUUUGAAGGGAAGGAAAAGGAAGAAAGAGAGCUAGAUGGUCCUGCGUUCGAUGGAGUAAACAGCUCUUCUAGUCAGAGUAGUUGUGAAGCUGAUCAGGACAUGGAUGAAGACAAUAAGAAUGUAAUUGAACUUGUGCAGAAAGCAUUUGAUGAAAUUCUUCUUCCUGAAGCUGAAGGCCUCUCUUCUGAUGAUAGUUUCAAACAUAGAGGCACUGGAUUGGACGAGGUAGUCCAAGAAAAGAGUGAAGGUGCUGGAGAAGAAAGGAAUACAUUGACAUCAACUGAAUCUCUUAAAGAAGAACAGACGAUGGGAGCUAAACCUGAUCAAAGAACACCCAAAAGCUGGAGCAAUCUGAAAAAGAUAAUACUCUUGAGAAGGUUUGUAAAGGCAUUGGAGAAGGUAAGAAACAUCAAUCUCAGAAGACCUAGACAAUUGCCUUCAGAUGCUAACUCGGAAGCAGAAAAAGUUUUUCUCAAGAACCAAACAGCAGAAGAGAGAAAAAGAGCUGAGGAAUGGAUGCUUGACUAUGCACUUCAAAAGGUUAUAUCGAAACUCGCACCGGCUCAAAGACAAAGAGUUACACUCUUAAUAGAAGCUUUUGAAACAAUUGUGCCAUUUCAAGAUACUGAUGUUAGCCAGCAGUCUUCUGCAACAGUGGAGCCUCAAGCACAUCCAAUUCAAUCCCUUGAUGAUUUCUCAGGUCAUAGCAAAGAAGAAACAGAUGAAGGAAAGGUUCAUGAUUUUUCUACUAAGAUAUUGCUCGGAAAAGAAUCAUGUUCUCUCAAUAGUACUAUGGAACUUUCAGAUAAUGAAAUUCAUAGUACAGUUCCUGAACUGCAAAAUUCUAUUGUGCUCAAAGAAAGAUGUCUCGACUCUCCUGGAACCAUUGAAGAUGACUUCAGUGGAAAGCAAAAUUUAGCCAGAAGUUUUGAUGAUGGGGAGAAGAUCUCAAUUGACAAUGAUAAUAUUUAUCAUGGAGAGAUUGAAGAUUCUGGAUCACAUUCCUUAUGUAAGCCAGAUGAAAUUAUAAACACCUCUCAUGAGGAGACUCCAACCAAUGAAAUAGUCAAUGAAGUUCCAGAAGAUUUGAUAUCAAAUUUGGACACAGAAAAUUCAAAUAUCAAAUCUGAGUCAUCUGGAAGAGAUGCUGAAACCAAGGAUAAGAUUGGUGAUCAUGUGGAACAGCUUUCUGUGUCCAAAAGUUUUAUCCUGAAUGGUCUUGUUAGAUCACUCAGAUCUAAUUUGGUUGGUUCAGGAUCAUCUUCAAACCUGUUAGAUGAACCUCCACACCUACAAUCUGAAGCUCCUAAGAGUGCUGUUGCAGAACCUGAGACCCACCAAGAAAAACAAGGCUAUAAAGGAAUGUGGUACAUGGUGUAUAAGCACAUGGUAUCUGAUAUGGCUGAAAACAAUUCCAGUUCAGUAAUUGAUGAGAAAGAGUCUGUGGAUGAAGGGAGCAGAACUCAAGGAACUUCGGUCUCUUAUGAAAACAAACCUGUGACUAAUCAAGAUAUGCACUUCAAGGAGCAAGUAGCCGACCGGGACAUAGAACUCCGACAGAUUGAAGCCAUCAAGAUGGUAGAAGAAGCAAUUGAUUCAAUCCUUCCAGAUGAUCAGGACCAGUUACCGGACAGACAGCCUCUCACUGAAAGGAUCAACAGCGAAGGUCUGAACCAAAAGGAAGAAACAAUAGAACGCGGAAACAGAAUAACCCGAGAAGAAAAGGAAGAACCAGCAGAAAAGGAGGGAAACAAACCAAACCAGCCAAUGCAUAGAAGUUGGAGCAAUCUUAAAAAAGUGAUCCUGCUCAGGAGAUUCAUCAAGGCAUUGGAAAAAGUAAGGAAAUUCAACCCAAGAGGGCCUAGAUAUCUACCUAUAGAGCCUGAUUCUGAAGCUGAAAAAGUUCUGUUAAGGCAUCAAGACAUGGAAGCAAGAAAAGGCCAAGAAGAAUGGAUGCUUGAUUAUGCGCUUCGACAGGUUGUUUCGAAACUAACCCCAGCUAGGAGAAGAAAAGUGGAGCUGCUAGUGGAAGCUUUUGAAACGGUCACACCAACCAUAAAAAGCUGAAACUGGUCAUGUAGCAGAAGAACAUUGUGAGCAAAAUACAUUCAAGCCAAACAAGCAGGUAGAAAAUUAACCUCCACAAGCAGAAAGUUCCAACUUUUUUGUGUAUUUCAAUUUGCUCUUCCGCUAUUUUUAUUCUUUGAGGUAUUCUAGAGUGAGGGACAUUUGUUAAUAACAUAGAGACUGUAAAACUGUGAAAAUCAGAAAAUGUCUAGGACAAGCAAAUCAUAUCCAAAAUAAGAAAUAUCAAGUAGGCGUGUUUAUAAUCUUGUCAUUUGAUGAAUUACGAUUGAGGCAAGGUAACAGAGAAGGAAGAGAUAUGUUGAAUCAUCAAUAAAAAGAUUAUCAUAUUUUAAGAA